Mycena indigotica is the source of this 933-nucleotide messenger RNA. RefSeq names its product UBC-like protein. The record is from RefSeq and is a predicted model, not a curated record. Lineage: Eukaryota; Fungi; Basidiomycota; Agaricomycetes; Agaricales; Mycenaceae. The coding region runs from base 1 to 363 and encodes 120 amino acids. The transcript has 2 exons.
AUGCUGGUCAAUCUAGUUACGCCCAUAGACUUCACUUCCAAGAGUAAUAAACCAGCCCAGCGGAAAUCUACAGUCUCCGCGUCGUCAGACUCUGUCGAUCCCGUCACCCGCACCACUAUUUCUCUCGAAUUCGCUUCAUUAGGUCACCGCGACCAUUGUCCGCUUGGAAUCUACAUUCUCCCCUCACCAGACACAAUCACAGUUUGGGAUGGUGUCUUCUUUGUGCAUCAAGGCUAUUUUGCGGAUGCUGUCUUCAAAUUCCGGCUCACAUUCCCGUCCACAUAUCCAGAAAAUCCCCCCCCAAGUCAAAUUCUCUUCGGACGUAUUCCACCCGCUUGUGUCGCCCAACUCAGGCACCUUUAAUCUUGCGCCAAGAUUCCGUCCAUGGCGGUAGUAAUAUUUUAACCUUGAUUGGUCUUUACGGUGGGUAACAUAUCAACAGACCCAAAGAACACCGCGUCUUCGACGUGCUUCAUUGGAUAAAGGCGGCCUUCAAAAAGCAUGCCCUCGAUGCAAUCAAAGAGUCGGAUUGCUUGAACAAGGAGGCUUUCAGGUAAGCUGAGCUAGCUCCAAUCCGAUUUCAACUAAAUAAUGCGCCUUAGACUGUAAGCAGGCAUAAGGUCUUGCGUUGGGCUAUAGCUAGCUAACGCGCAUAGCAGAUACCACGAGUCAACCUCUUCAUUUGCCAAUCUCGCCUCUCAGUCUUCCUUGCUCUCACAAUCAGCACCCUCCUUGUUCGACCGGGAUCGAACAACAAGCAAAGGAGCUCCUCGUGAUGCUCUGCCGUUUGUCGAACUUUCUUCAACCCAAUUAUCCUCUCAGCGCACCAGAAUGGGCCUGAAGGAGUGGCCAGAGGUCGAGGAACAACCAUAGCAUUACAAAUUGGAUAGAUAAACUAAGAAGGAAUUCUAGGAUUAUAUGGGACUUGGCUAA